AUGGAGUACUUGAAGUUAGGGCACAUGGAAACAAUUGGACAAUUCAAUGAAACCCAAUCCAACGAAUAUUACAUACCUCACCAUGCAGUCUUCAAAAGCACCAGUAUAACCACAAAGCUACGAGUAGUGUUUGAUGCAUCUACUAUAUGUUCAACAGGGAAGUCUUUAAAUGACUUGCUCAUGAAAGGUCCAGUUGUCCAACCUACUUUGUAUUCCACACUGUUGCGUUUUCGAGUCCAUCAAGUAGCCCUCACAGCAGAUAUCGAGAAGAUGUAUCGACAAAUACUGAUUCACAAUGACGAUUGUUAG
Molecule: messenger RNA, 309 nt
Organism: Macrosiphum euphorbiae (potato aphid)
Lineage: Eukaryota; Metazoa; Arthropoda; Insecta; Hemiptera; Aphididae
Source: the annotation of a GenBank genome assembly